AUGUUGUGUCAUAGAUGUAGUAGUGGGCAAUCCAGUGAAGUCCACCUCGCACAUUCCAAAUUUAUCGCUUGCAACGUCCCCAAUCCGGUGAAAGCCGGGAAAAUAACGCCAUGGCUAUCCUCGCCGUUGCCUCUCCGUUCAAAACCCUAAACCCUAGCCCGCCGGACCACAGCCGCACCCGCAGGCGCCUCCCCUCCUCCAUUCUCCACCUUCCGCUACCGGUGCCACGAUGUCGCCGCCUCCGGUGCUCCGCUAAGUACAGUGAAGCGGCGGCGCCGUCCGCGUCGACAACGACGCCGCGGCCGUCUGAGAUACCUUGGAGCAAGGAUAUCUGCAAUUCGGUGCGGCUCAUUGGGACUGUGGGCACCGAUGUCGAGCUGCGGCAGCUGCCCAGUGGCUCCGCUGUUGCGAGGGGUCGCCUCGCCGUAUGGAAGUCGGCCACCGAGACUACAUGGGUAACACUACAAUUCUGGGAUGAUAUGGCAAUUGUGUCCUCUGAGCAUGUUAAGAAGGGUGACCGAAUAUUUGUUGCUGGACGGCUUGUGUCAGAUACUGUUGAUGAGGGGCCUGAGAAGCGGCACGUUUACUACAAGCUUGCAGUUCAACAGUUGAAUUUCAUCGAGUCCCAGCCAGUUCGAUUAUAUGAAUCAGAUGCAAGCCAGGAUGCCCCAGGUGGAAGGCGUGCUGAUUAUUUUAACUUUACCUCUAAUUCAACUGACGAAAAGAAUAGGGAUAACAUGAGCUCUUCUCGGUCAACUGAAGAGCUGUGGCAAGCGUUCUUUGCUAAUCCUCUUGACUGGUGGGAUAACAGGACAAAUAAGAAGAACCCAAGGUAUCCAGACUUCAAGCAUAAGCACACUGGUGAAGCGCUAUGGGUUGAUGGGAGGAACAACCCUAACUGGGUUACAUCUCAGCUGGCAGUUUUGGACUCAAGAAUGAGUUCUCUGCAAGACAAUGAGAGAAAACCAGUCUCUUACAUGUAUGCUGACGAGUUCAUGACAUUGGAAGGCAAUCGAUAAUCUUUAUGAACGAGGAAGCUUCGCAGCCCCCAUUUUUUGUGCAGCUUGGCUGGCUGUUAUGACGAUUGUGAUGUCGGAGUAGCUAACCUUGCUGUCUCAGUUUUGUUGUACAUAUCUGAGCGGCUCUGGAGGGUUGUUAUGAGCGUACGUAGUAUCAUGUAUUCGGUAGACUGUAAGGUCGCUAUGAGCCUAUAGCAGGCAUAAACAAAUGGGAGAAACCCUUGCUUCUUCUGACUCUGUUAGUAGUAUUAUCUGGUUUGUGACAUGGUUUUUAACUAUGCUGUUACGUCGAGCGGUUAUGGUAUGUAAACCGUGGCCUCUCAUGAAGUUUUUCCUUUUGUCUUCGGAAGAAUUUGG
Zea mays is the source of this 1376-nucleotide messenger RNA. Its product is annotated as single-strand binding protein. The record is from RefSeq and is marked validated. The coding region runs from base 111 to 1019 and encodes 302 amino acids. NCBI's taxonomy places the organism in Eukaryota, Viridiplantae, Streptophyta, Magnoliopsida, Poales, Poaceae. Gene Ontology annotation, biological process: positive regulation of helicase activity; mitochondrial DNA replication. Gene Ontology annotation, cellular component: mitochondrial nucleoid. Gene Ontology annotation, molecular function: single-stranded DNA binding. The transcript has 5 exons.